CAAAUCAUGGGGGAGAUUCAUCUUCCUCCAGGGUUCAGAUUCCACCCCACAGAUGAAGAGCUCAUCACCCAUUAUCUGACUCGCAAGGUUUCAGAUCUGAGUUUCACUUGCAGGGCUAUUGCAGAUGUUGAUCUCAACAAGUCUGAGCCUUGGGACCUCCCUGGCAAGGCUUCCAUGGGGGAAAAAGAAUGGUACUUCUUUAGCUUGCGAGACCGAAAAUAUCCAACUGGACUUCGAACCAACAGGGCCACAGAAGCAGGUUAUUGGAAAACCACAGGGAAAGACAAGGAAAUCUUUCGUGCUGAAGUGCUCAUUGGGAUGAAGAAAACCCUAGUAUUUUACAAAGGUAGAGCUCCGAAGGGUGAGAAAAGCAACUGGGUUAUGCAUGAAUAUAGAAUAGAAAAUAAAUUUUCUAUCACAUCCGUGAAGGAUCAAUGGGUGGUUUGUAGGGUCUUCCAAAAGAGCUCGCCUGCUAAAAAGACACAGCAAACUCCAUCGUCACAACCAUCUCUUGAAUCUCCAUGCGAUACUAAUGCAAUUUCAAACGAGUUUGAAGAUGUUGAUCAGUUAUCGAGUUUAAAUAGUGCUACAAAUUUUUCAAAUGCAUAUAACGGCAAUGUUCUAACACAAAAUUACAAUAUGGAUAAUAAUGUUAAUUGCAUGAACAUGAACAUGGGCAUGAACAUGGAUUGGCUAGCAACAAAAGAGACAACAAGUAUUCCAUCUCUUUCAUGGCCUCCAGAGAUGCUAAGCUCCCAUCCUUCAAUGAAUUCACUGCUGAUUAAAGCAUUACAAUUGAAGAGUACUUAUCAACCAAGGGAGGCUAUAGGUGUUGAUUACUCAAUUCCGCCACAAGGGAUUCCUCAAAUUGGAACUAAUCUACAUUCGAAUUUCUUGACUUCUUCCUCUAAGAUUUUAAACACUAUGGAACAACAACACCAACAACAGCAACAGGAGCAACCAUUCAAUUUGGACUCCAUCUGGUGA
Molecule: messenger RNA, 987 nt
Organism: Malania oleifera
Lineage: Eukaryota; Viridiplantae; Streptophyta; Magnoliopsida; Santalales; Ximeniaceae
Product: NAC domain-containing protein 100
Exons: 3
Coding region: 7-987 (326 amino acids)
Biological process (GO): regulation of DNA-templated transcription
Molecular function (GO): DNA binding
Source: RefSeq, a predicted model, not a curated record